Pseudoliparis swirei is the source of this 2108-nucleotide messenger RNA. It is a transcript of the gene hbegfa, whose product is annotated as heparin-binding EGF-like growth factor a. Gene Ontology annotation, biological process: positive regulation of mitotic nuclear division; positive regulation of cell population proliferation; epidermal growth factor receptor signaling pathway. NCBI's taxonomy places the organism in Eukaryota, Metazoa, Chordata, Actinopteri, Perciformes, Liparidae. The record is from RefSeq and is a predicted model, not a curated record. Bases 335 to 1042 code for a protein of 235 amino acids. The transcript has 7 exons.
GGAAGGACUCGCGCGUGUGAUUCUGAGGCUCUCCGUUCAUCUGAAACCGGCAGGAGGCGUUUCCCACGGGAGGCUGCUCGGUAACACCGGGCCAGCCUGCAGCCGGAGGCGUGGUGACGCGCGCGCGCCCAUAAAUACCGCGGAGCCUCCACCCGGGCGCUCCUUCUCUCCGCUCCUCCGACCACCAACAUCCUGGAAGAGGACACACAGGCGGAAUACCCACACACACCGAGAGAGAGAGCGAGAGAGAGAGAGAGAGAGAAAGGAAGGAAAGGAAGGAAUCCUCAGGAGCGCAACGAGUGAAGGAUACAACUUGGAGAACUCUUUGGACGCGAUGAGGAUUUUCGGUGUUGUUCUGCUGCUCGUUCACGUCUCCGCCGUGACUAGACUGGCCAGCGGAGCCGCAGUGGACCGGUAUGAGAGCGACAGGCAGCGGCACACAGCAGUGUUCAACCUGGACACCACCAGGAACCAGAGGGUGGAGGAGGAGGAGGAGGAGGAGGAGAGCCUGAGCGCCACCACAGCAGAGUACGGCCGGGCCGGCGUGGAGGAGUACGGGGAUUAUUACUAUGAAGACGAGUACGAAGACGGCAUGUCUGGAGACUACGUGGAGCUACCACGAAUUGCCAUGGUCAGCAAACCCAAAAAUCCGUCGUCCAUCCUGGAGGCAGAAGGACAGAGGAGGCGAGGGAAGGGGAGGAAGAGGGGGAAGGGGAAGGGGAAGAAGAGGAACCCGUGCCUGAGGAAGUACAAAGACUUCUGUAUCCACGGCACCUGCCAGUACCUGAGGGACGUCCACGCCCCGUCCUGCGUGUGUCACCUGAGCUACUCCGGGGAGCGCUGCCAGUUCUUCACGCUGCCGCUGGAGAAGCCGCAGGAGGGCUACAACCGGACCACGGCGCUGGCCGUGGUGGCCGUGGUGCUGUCGUCCGUCUGCCUCACCAUCAUCGGCCUGCUGCUGCUGCUCAGGUUUCACAAGCGGGGAGCGUACGAUGUAGAGAAUGAGGAGAAGGUCAAGCUAGGGUUAGCCUCCAGCCACUGAGGAGACGAGGAAAGGCAAAGAUGUGGAAAUUCUACCUCAAAAUAGAAGAAGAGAAGGUAGCUGCGACGGGAAGGUCCUGGAGGGCGGAGGGUCGACCGAGAGGGCGAGGGCGCCUGCCGCCUCCACGAGACGUUCAGGGGACGCGUGGGCGGGGGGACUUAUUCCUGAAGGCCCCAGGAGGAGUCGGCCCACCUGGAACUGGAAUACUAACGGCCCAGAGGACGGACUGGAGGACGGACUGGAGACGAGGAGGAGGAGGAGGAGGAGGAGGAGGAGGAACACGUCUCGACUCUGUGCUGCUUCCGGUGUGAAAAGAGGUCGUUUUGGACUGAAAGAGUUUUAACGAAAGCAUUUUUGUAUUUUCCUGCACAAGUCCAUCUUUUCUCUCUUUUUUUUGUGUACAGUAAACCGUAUAUUUAUAAUUUUAAUUUAUUUAUUUAUGCUAACUGUAUUUAUAGAGAUUUUAACCGCCGUCGACCGUUUAAAACAAACCUAAUGAUGUUACAGCUGUUUUUAUAUUUCCUCUUCCGUUAUUUAUUGAUGAUUUUCUUGUUAAAUUCGGCACUUGUAGACGAUCCGACGCACUGAAGAGACGGCCGUGCUUUAGAUUAUUCAGGCUGGAUUCACUCGGAGCACCGGGAGCUGCCCGGUGCCGCCGGUGUCGAGGCGUGAGCCGCCAGGCAGCGCGUGGCCUUGCUCAAAGGCACGGCGGCGCUGGCGGCGGGGGGUCGUGGCUGCUCUUACUCCGACGCCUGCUGCAGGUUUGGGGAUCUUUUUGCCACUUUGGUGCGAGAGCCGUCAUCACGAUGUGUAUUUAUUAAAGGGAACAUAGAGACUGUAUUAUUAUUAUUAUUAUUAUUAUUAAGAAGAGUCGAACAUCAAAGGCUCUGCAGCGAGAUGUUUGUCGUGUUGUCUUUCUGCCAUUAGAGGAGAGAACAUGAAAUGUGAAUUACAGAGUCCCGCCCUUUAAAUCCUGUCCUGCAAGUUUUGAAGUGAUUUUUUUAUUUAUGUGAUUUUUUUUCUUUCUUUUUUUCAGAGCAAAAUAAAAAAACGAACUCAAAAAGAC